This is a messenger RNA of Theobroma umbraticum, 1445 nucleotides long. The record is from RefSeq and is a predicted model, not a curated record. NCBI's taxonomy places the organism in Eukaryota, Viridiplantae, Streptophyta, Magnoliopsida, Malvales, Malvaceae.
CACCCAUCUCUCUACUUGUCUUUCCUUCCCUAUUUUCUGUCGUAUCCAGCACAUAAAAGAACUCAUUUCCUUUCUUCUUUUCCACUCAUUCUACCCAUCCGUCAACUUUUCUGCUACACCUAGCAAAGCUAAUUAAUCUCUACCUACAGUGCCAUCUUGCUUCUAUCCAGCUUAUCUUAACAUCUAUAAUGGCGAAGAUUCCCUCCCCUUCGGUAGCCCUGGUCGUCGGUGUCACAGGUAUGGCAGGUUUGAGCUUGGCAGAGGCUCUGAAAAAGCCUACAGCGCUUGGCGGUCCGUGGAAAGUAUACGGCACAGCCAGAAGAUCUAAGCCAGGCUGGUUUCCUUCAACGUUAGUUGACCGCUACAUCUCAUUUGACGCCUCAAACCUCGACGACACAAUCAAAAACCUCUCGCCAAUCUCCAAUGAAGUAACGCACGUCUUCUGGGUCGCAAUCCAAGUUCGUGAAAAUGAAGAAGCAAACGUCUCUAUCAAUUCAGCUAUGCUAAAAAACGUUCUUGAUGUUCUCAAAUCAGGUACAUCUUCCCGGCUCUGUCGUGUUACCUUGCAAACAGGAACCAAGCAGUACAUGGGUCCAAUCCUUGAUCCUUCACUUGGAAACCAGCUUGUCCCUCGCGACCCACCAUUCCAAGAGGACAUGCCAAGGCUACCUUACCCCAAUUUCUAUUAUGCUCUGGAAGAUCUUUUGGCUUCGUAUACGCCAUCUUUCUCAUAUUCUGUCCAUCGUUCAUCUAUAAUAAUCGGUGCUUCUUCGAGGAGUGUUUACAAUUCAUUGCUUUGUUUGGCAGUUUAUGCCAAUAUUUGUAAGCACCAAGGCUUGCCAUUUCGAUUCCCUGGCAAUCGAUACACAUGGGAGCAUUUCUGCGAUGUGUCCGAUGCAAGAGUGCUUGCAGAGCAACACAUCUGGGCAGCAGUCUCGGAGAAGGCUAAGGAUCAAGCCUUCAAUUGCACUAAUGGCGAUGUUUUUACAUGGAAAAGCUUCUGGACGGAGUUGUGCAAGGUUUUCGAUGUACAGUUUGUCCAGUUUGAUGAAAAGGAAAAGUUUGAUGUGGUUGAGAUGAUGAAGAAGAAUGCUCCGGUUUGGGAUCAGAUUGUGGAAGACCAUGGGCUCUUUAGGACCAAAAUAGAGGAUAUGAUCACUUCCUUUGAUGCACUCAAGAUAGUCUUAAAUUUUGAGUUUCAACAUGUUUCUAGCAUGACAAAGAGUCGAGAUUUUGGUUUCUUUGGAUAUGCUGGUACUCUUAGGAGCAUUGAAAUGUGGGUAAGAAGAUUACAAGAAAUGAAAAUUAUACCUUAGUAUCGAAUUCCCAACAGCUCAACGUCCACAAAUACAUGGAAAUAAAAAGGGAGUGUAGUGUAAGCUUUGUAAGCUAAUCGAUUAUGUACUUGUAAAAUAUUAUAUUAAUUAGUCAUAUUUUAUAUUAAA